This is a messenger RNA of Cottoperca gobio, 1644 nucleotides long. It is a transcript of the gene svip, whose product is annotated as small VCP interacting protein. The transcript has 4 exons. Gene Ontology annotation, biological process: negative regulation of ERAD pathway; positive regulation of autophagy; negative regulation of VCP-NPL4-UFD1 AAA ATPase complex assembly. The coding region runs from base 431 to 676 and encodes 81 amino acids. The record is from RefSeq and is a predicted model, not a curated record. Lineage: Eukaryota; Metazoa; Chordata; Actinopteri; Perciformes; Bovichtidae. Gene Ontology annotation, cellular component: endoplasmic reticulum membrane.
UGUCAGCCAGUUGAACUCUCACCAAAACAAACACAGAGGGAUAAAUAUUUGGCUUUGACGUCUGACUUUCAAACAGAUAUUUUCCAAAUGUUGAGGCGAUUAAACAAGAGGUGUGGAAAUAAAUAAUUUAAAUAAGGUGGCUGCUUGGAGAAGUAGAAGUGAUUGUAGCUAGUAGUAGCGUAAGUUAGCUGUUAACUAGAAUGCUAUCGUUACCGUAAGCUAACUGAAGCCGUUAGCUAACGGUAACGUUAUGCCAGAAGACUCAACAGCAGCCGCUGGGAGUAGAAGUUGCUGCCCCUGUUGCCUUAACUAUCAGCCCAGCAUUUUGAAACUGGCUGACCAGCUAGUUAAUUAGCUAGUUAGGCUGAACCGAGACACCGAUAACUCAUUUUCUACGUUGCCUUUUACUGCCUGGAAUAACUACUCCAGUAUGGGGAUGUGCUUACCGUGCCUUGGUGGAGCAGCGGACGACGUUGUUGUCACACCAGAUCCGGACUCAAGGAGACGACAAUUAGCUGAGGCCGCUGAGAAGAGACAAAAAGAGACAACAUACAGGGGUGUUAAAAAUCCAGAAGCAGUCGAGAGAAAAAAGAAAAAACAGGAAGAGAUUGAAAAACAGGAGAUGACCAGCUCUGUGUCUGGAGGUGGCGGCGGGUUGAAGUGGCAGGUGGGCUGAACAUCACGAUGAAGUCUAAAACAACAUGAAGUAUUGAGGCAAGAUGACUUGAAAGAUGUUUGAACUGCUGUCCAGAUUUUGAGAAAAUUAUUUUUUUGCCGAUUUUAUGAUGUUAUGAGACAAACAGGUUUCAUGCCUUAUGCAAAACAAUUUGAAGUGAUUACAGACAGAACAGCACGCCUUGCCUCCUUGUUGCAAAGUUAUACAAGCCAGUUUGUACCUUUUUGGACAAGUCAGGGAUGACACAGAAAUGUGCAAGCAAAUACAGCUCCUACUGUAUUCGCUUUAUUUAAAAUGAUUAGACAGUCUUACAGUGACCACCAUUACAUAACACUAAAGAAUAUGAUUAUAAAGUCCAGCAGUAUCUCUGGUGACUGUUGUCAUAUUAAGACAAAGUUGUCCUCCAACACUUUUCAGCUUUUUCAACACACUGCUUUUGGUUUUAAUUGUCGAUGAUCUGUAUAUCCCCAUUCACCAGAUUGCUUUUUGUACGACUUCUCCAAAAAUCUGUUAUGCAAAUGACACAUUUCACAAGUAAAUCACAGUUUAUGUUUACAAAGAUUUAAGUGUGCUUAUUGUAGGAUUAUUAGACAGUAAAAAAAGGACAUAGUUAAUGCGAAUUUUACCUUAUUUAGGGCUCUAUUUGUUGGCAACACAAAGACUUGUGCAAACAGUGCUAUAACUUGUUGGUAUUUACUGAACUUUGAAUGCACUUUGCCUGUUCCUAGUGUGUUUUUGUGAUCAGUGCAGUGCAAAUGUUGCACGGGAGGCACUUGUUGAUGAGGAAGGCAACGUGAGGGGUUGUAUCUUUGACAUUGUGCUGAGAAUAUGUUUGAUAACCAGGUCUGAAUUUGGUGAUUCAGUCAGGAAGUACAAACUACAUACUUGACCAAAUAUAAAACAGCCACUAAAACAUUCUCCAACCAGUAAAAAUGAAAAGGAGGUGCAGUAGGUUAUGCCGUUAAUGA